Molecule: messenger RNA, 1232 nt
Organism: Eupeodes corollae
Lineage: Eukaryota; Metazoa; Arthropoda; Insecta; Diptera; Syrphidae
Exons: 3
Coding region: 73-1218 (381 amino acids)
Source: RefSeq, a predicted model, not a curated record
UUGUCGAUCAAAGACCUUUUUCUGCAUUUUAAGAAUAUACUAACUUAUCGAAAAGUUUAAAAAAUAUUAAAAAUGAAAUUAUACCCGAUUGUUAUUGGUUUAGUGUGGAUCGUUUUAUUGAAGUUUGCUUAUGGAUUAGAUAAUGGCCUAUUAAGAACCGAAGCUAGGCGGGGAAGAUUUUUUCCAUUUUACACCAUUGGAAGGUUUACAAAUGAUGUCUGCACUGGUACCAAUAGCAUGAAAGGUACUUGUCAGGUACGUGGAGAAUGUAUGGACGGAGGUGGAAUCACAGCUGGCUCUUGUUCUUCUAUAACCACUCAGGCCGUCUGUUGUGUUUAUACGGCAACUUGUGGUGGCUCGACAAGCAACAACAACACUUAUUUCUACAAUACAAACUAUCCUGGCACAUUCAACGGAGCCAGCCGUUGCACUUUAACGGUAAUUCCGUGUGAUUCGUCAAUAUGUCAGUUGCGCAUUGAUUUUUUGUCUUUUUCACUUGCACCACCGAACGGCGAUGGAGCCUGUGUGACUGAUACAUUAACCGUAACUGGAGGAUCAUCGAGGGUACCUCGAAUUUGUGGUGAAAAUACCGGUCAACAUGUUUACGUCGAUUUCAAUGGUGUAAAUCCCAUUACGAUUACAGUCGAGACUUCAGGAACGGUUACAUUUAACCGUCAAUGGCAAUUGCAAGUGUCACAAAUAGCCUGCGCUUCUCCAACAAGAGUGCCAUCUGGAUGUUUACAAUAUUAUACUGGCGAUACUGGCACUGUGUCGAGUUUUAAUUAUUCCCCAGCUGCAUCGGCUCAGCUUAAUACCGUAGGAGUGGGUGGCACAAGGCAACUAUCGAAUACAAAUUAUGGAAUCUGUGUUCGAAUGGAAGCCGGACGUUGUUCAAUCACUUGGAGUCAAUUGGCUGAUGACCCGUAUUCCUUUACUGUUACCAAUGAUGUUGGUGCUGUUGACCCUUCACUGCUUGGUACAGCUGCAGUUCAAAGUCAAACUUGUGCCACAGAUUACAUUGUUAUUCCGGCUCCUGUGCAAGAUGGUGUGACCUUGGGCAGUGAUCGGUUUUGUGGACUUGGAUUAGUCGCUACGACAAGUUCGGCAAAACCUUUUGUUUUAUAUACUGUAACGGAUGCAAAUGAAAAUGGCGACAUAUUAAAUCGUGGAUUUUCAUUGUCCUAUUCGCAAAAUAAUUGCCCCAUUAGCAUGAGAUAAAUAAAAUACGUAAU